Trichogramma pretiosum is the source of this 1246-nucleotide messenger RNA. RefSeq lists its product as uncharacterized. Lineage: Eukaryota; Metazoa; Arthropoda; Insecta; Hymenoptera; Trichogrammatidae. Gene Ontology annotation, biological process: peptidoglycan catabolic process. The record is from RefSeq and is a predicted model, not a curated record. The transcript is spliced from 6 exons. Gene Ontology annotation, molecular function: N-acetylmuramoyl-L-alanine amidase activity; zinc ion binding. The coding region runs from base 53 to 1246 and encodes 397 amino acids.
UGUAACAUCAUUACAAAACAAUUAGUCGUUGAUCAAGUUCCGAGUGAUAAACAUGGACUUCAGUGAUGUAUAUAACUCUGAUGUCAGAGUGAAGAAGGAACCAGAUGAUGUUUCCCGAAUUAAAAAUGAAGAUUAUAAGAUAAUUGACAAUGCAUGCGAUGCUAAAAACGACGAAUUCUCGAGUUUUUGUCGAGAAAAUUUAAUUUAUGGGCUUCGUAAAAAUGAUGAAAAUUCUGGACCUAAUAACGAUUUGGAAAUAGAAUUCGAAUGUAAGGACGAGAAGCUCGGCAUUAAUUUAUUAGUAGUCAAGAAAAUCGAGGACGAUUAUCCAGAUCAAUGGCAGCAUAUGAAAAAUAGUUGCGAUUAUCAGACUCCAAAAAAAAUUAAAGAAGAAAUUGUCGACAAAGUAAAAGAGGAAUUGAAUUUGGAUGGUAAACUCAGUGAUGCAUUUGAUGCAAAUGAAAAAACAUUUGCUCAAAAUAGUCAACACAAAAUCCAAACUGAUAAGGCACGCAAUCGUACCAAAUAUCCAUGUAAUAUAUGCGGUAAAAAAUUUGCACGAAAAAAUUAUCUCAAGGUCCACAUCGAUGGAGUACAUAAUGGUACAUUCACACAAAAAAGAGAACUCAGGAGGCAUAUCGAGGGACAUAAUGGUGUUAAACAUCCAUUCAAGAUGAAGAGUUUCAUCCUCCUAGCGGUACUGCUCUGUCUGGCUGUCGCCUACGCCCAAGAAAAUGACUCGCUGGAAAUCGUGUCGCGCGCCGAGUGGGGCGCCAAGAGGCCACGCCGCCAGCCCCAGGCCCUCACGGUCGAUCCGGCCAGCCACGUGCUGAUCGCCCACACGGCGGGCGGCUUCUGCCGGGAGCGUCACGGCUGCUACAUGCAUCUGCGCAACGUCCAGGCCCUCAACGUGCAGCAGUCCGGCUUCAACGACAUCGUGUACAACUUCAUGGUCGGCGGCGACGGCCUCGUGUACGAGGGUCGCGGCUGGGGCGUAGCCGGUCAGCACACCCCGGGCUACGACGCGAGAAGCAUCGCCGUGGCCUUCGUGGGUGACUUCGAGUACAGGCGGCCGACCGAGGCGCAGGUUCAGGCGGCCCGCGAGCUCAUCGCUCACGGCGUGAGGCUGGGCAUGAUCGCGGCCGAUUACAAGCUCGUGGCGCAGAGGCAGGUCAUGGCGAAUACCAAGAGCCCCGGCAAGCAGGUCUACGACAUCAUCAAGGGCUGGGAGCACUUCUCGCUUUGA